Anarrhichthys ocellatus (wolf-eel) is the source of this 865-nucleotide messenger RNA. RefSeq names its product ATPase H+ transporting V0 subunit e1 (gene atp6v0e1). The transcript is spliced from 4 exons. The record is from RefSeq and is a predicted model, not a curated record. Bases 123 to 473 code for a protein of 116 amino acids. Gene Ontology annotation, cellular component: proton-transporting V-type ATPase, V0 domain. NCBI's taxonomy places the organism in Eukaryota, Metazoa, Chordata, Actinopteri, Perciformes, Anarhichadidae. Gene Ontology annotation, molecular function: proton-transporting ATPase activity, rotational mechanism. Gene Ontology annotation, biological process: proton transmembrane transport.
AUCUACUGGGGGACAUAAUGUUAGAUUGCCCUUGUUGCAUCUUUAAGCAGAUGUUUUCCAUGUCUAGUACACAGAAAGACUCAUUUUACUUCCGCCCUCUGUGGUUAAUGGUCACGUGAUACAUGCUCUCUGUCGCACUGCGGAUCCUGUCUGGCAGCUGGACUCUACUGAAGUCGUCUAAAGUUUGUGCUUCGGAGUUAUUGUUGGUUUUAAAGAAAAACACCACCAUGGCGGACCUCGGCUUUGUGAUCGCUAUGUGCGUGGUGACUCUGUUUUGGGGCAUUGUUGGGGGAGUGGUGCCCUGGUUUAUCCCCAAAGGACCCAACAGAGGAGUGGUUGUCACGAUGCUGGUGCUGACUGCAGUUUGCUGCUACCUGUUCUGGUUGAUAGCGAUUCUGGCCCAGCUGAACCCACUGUUUGGACCCACUCUGUCCAAUGACACCAUCUGGUACCUGAACUAUCACUGGCAGUAAUGUACUCUUCCAGGACCUCUUCCUGACCAUGCAGGUGGGGGACCUGACACGGCUGCAGACCAAUAGAUGUUUCUCCUAAUUUCAUGCAGAGAUCAUUCCUUCUGAAUCGCCUUAAACUCAGACCCCUGUGUGAUUACUGAGUGACGCCCACACUGGUGCCUUGUACAAAAAAUGUUUUCCCAAAGGACUUCUGAGAGAUCUCACUGAAUGUGCUUUACAUUAAAUUAAAACAACCUUGUUGUUUGGUUUAUAUGUUGUGUAUAUCCUGUUUACUGUUAAUAUGAAUGACCGUGCCUCAUGACGUGUGUUUGAUGUGAUCUCGUUUUGUCUCAUAAUAUUUGUGAUGGAUGUAAUACAUUUGGUGGUUGUUAAUAAUAAACCAAUAAUCAGCA